CGGUUACGAAGAAACCAUCCAUGGCUUUAACCAGCCGCUGCCGGCUCCGAGGUCGCAGGAACCCAGCGGAGGUGGAGUGCGGUAAAAUAAUGAAGUCCCGCUCGGACAGUGGGAGCGGGGAGGACUCGUUGGACCGCCUUCUGCCCCCAGCCGGGGCCCCUCGCAGGAAGAGCGCUACCUCGCUGAGUAAAACAGAGCCUCCUCUGCUUCGCACGGGCACACGCACCAUCUACACCGCUGGCCGACCUCCCUGGUAUGAUGAGCACGGAGCUCAGUCAAAAGAGGCCUUUGUCAUCGGGUUGUGUGGGGGCAGCGCCUCAGGGAAGACCACCGUGGCCAAUAAGAUCAUUGAGGCUCUGGAUGUGCCGUGGGUUGUGCUGCUGUCGAUGGAUUCUUUCUACAAGGUUUUAUCCCCUGAGGAGCAGGCCCUGGCAGCAAAGAACGACUACAACUUUGACCAUCCGGGAGCAUUUGACUUUGAGCUGCUGGUUUCCACCCUGCGAAAACUGAAGCAGGGCAAGAGUGUGAAGAUCCCAGUGUAUGAUUUCACCACACACAGGAGACAGAAAGACUGGAAAAAUGUGUACGGUGCCAGUGUAAUCAUUUUUGAAGGAAUUAUGUCGUUUGCAGACAAAGAGCUUCUUCAGCUCCUGGAUAUGAAAAUCUUUGUGGACACAGACUCAGACAUUCGGCUCGUCCGUCGGCUUCGCAGAGACAUCACAGAACGCGGACGGGACAUUGAAGGCGUAAUAAAGCAGUACAACAAGUUUGUGAAACCAGCCUUUGAGCAGUACAUCGAGCCAACCAUGAGGCUGGCAGAUAUUGUUGUACCAAGAGGUGGUGGGAAUAUGGUGGCCAUUGAUCUGAUUGUCCAGCAUGUUCACAGCCAGCUGGAGGAGCGUGAGCUCAGUGUCAGGGCACUCCUGGCCUCUGCUCAGCAGAUGCAGCCACUGCCCCAGACUCUCAGUGUGCUGGAGAGUACGCCGCAGGUCAGAGGUCUGCACACCAUCAUCAGGAACAAAGAAACCAGCCGAGAUGAGUUUAUCUUCUACUCAAAGAGAUUAAUGAGACUUCUCAUAGAGCAUGCUCUAACAUUUCUACCGUCUCAGACGUGUGUAGUUCAGACCCCACAGGGGCAUGAGUACGAGGGCUGCAGUUACAAUGGGAAAGGGAUCACCGGUGUGUCGAUCCUGCGCGCAGGAGAGACCAUGGAGCCCGCCCUGAGGGCCGUGUGCAAGGACGUCCGCAUCGGCAAGAUCCUCAUUCAGACCAACCUCGACUCAGGCGAGCCAGAGCUGCAUUACCUGCGUCUGCCCAAAGACAUCAGUGAAGAUCAUGUCAUCCUAAUGGACAGCACAGUCUCUACCGGCGCUGCUGCCAUGAUGGCAGUUCGAGUCCUAUUGGAUCAUGAGGUGCAGGAGGAUAAGAUCAUGUUGGUGUCACUGCUGAUGGCAGAGCUCGGGGUGCACUCUGUGGCCUAUGCCUUCCCAAAGGUCAAAAUCAUCACCACUGCUGUGGACAAGGGCCUGGAUGAUUUUUUACAUGUAAUUCCCGGUAUUGGGGACUUUGGAGAUCGGUACUUUGGAACGGAUGGCUCUGACAGCAGGAGUGAUGGGGAGGACCAGGAGCAGCUGUCAUACUGACUCAAAGAUUUGUGAGCCUCUGUGAAAGAAAACGCAAACUACUUGAAAACUGCUGUGUAUCCUCCUCUUCAGGUGUAGAUUAGCAAAAAAAAUAUUGUUAUAUUCACUAUUGUGUACUGUAAAUUAUUUUUUUUACUCUUCCGCAGAUGAUGAGUUUGAGUCCAGUUUUGUGCAUGAGGGAUAUUUUGUUCUGCUCGACUAUUCAUCUUUAAUAUUUUAAUACAAAACAGUAAAACAGUGCCAUUACCUUUGAGGUGCAAUAAAGCACUAAUGAUAAUGCAAUAAUGUUAUUAAAUGGGACUGGGUUGCACCAGCUGCUCUGAAAUCCUAACUUCAAACAGUAAUUUACUAAAUUUGGUUGCACCAUUAAAACAUAGGGGAUGGUUUGGAUAAUUCUGACUGAAGUAAAGUGUAAAUCUACCAUGCAAACAGGCAGUUUCUGUUUAAAAUAGCAGCACUGUGAGGCUGCAUCAGUAUGGAAACAUGCCCACAGUAGCAGGUCAUGUUUGCCUUAUUCAUAGUCUCAGCUUUACAUGUAACCAAACCAAAGAAACUUUCAGAUAUGAUAUUAGUAGAAUAAAAAUUAAGGGAUCACCAAUAGCAAGAGGUUUCUAGGUUCAAUUAAUGAUGCUAGUUGUGGCUCUCUCCCUGUACACGUGUGGGCUUUCCUCCAGCUUCCUUCCACAGUCCUGAGGCAUGCAUGUCAGGUUAAUUGGUGAUUCUAGCUUGGCUGUAGGUGUAAAUGGUUGUCUCACUGGUGAUUCUCUUGGAUGGGAUUGUCAGUGUUGCUUCCUCAUUAUUGGUCAUUAAUGUCUGCAUAUAUUUCAUAUAUAAUUCAUAAUUCAAUAGUUGUUCUGACAUUUCACUUAAAAAUCAUAAAUUUCGACCUCAUGGUGGUGCUAGAUGAAAAGUUAGUGGAGCUUCUUAUUUGGGGUGAACAGUACAAUAGACAGUUUUUAAGGUCUGAUUCUUGAACUCACCAAUGGGCUGAUCUCUAUGGAUUAAAAAAAACAGCCCUUUCUAAACAUUGGUCUGAUUUUGCUCCACUUAUAUGUGUGCAUGGAGAAAUUUGUGUUUUUAAGUAUGAACAUGUUUCGUUCAGUUAAGAAAGAGUUUGAAACGUCUGGUUACAUGAGCCACCACUAUACGUCAUUAGUUCAACCAUUUUCUGAGCACAAUUUCAAACCUGCACUGUUUUAAUCUAACAACUAAAAUCCAUUAACUUUUUUACUCUUAUACAAAUGGCUCAUUUUUCCAAGCUAAUAUUAGUCUGGGCAUUUGGUUCAGGUAGCUAUGCAGCAGUGAUGUUCACGAUUUGCUUGGUAGAAAUAUUAGUGUGAUGCAGCCUGUUUCAAAUUGGGAACAUGUAAAUGUACACUUAGUAGUCAAGGCACUUGUAUUUUUAUAGCACAUUUAAAAACAACUGGAUUGGACAUCAUGACUUUUGUCCUGUCUCCCUCCCGUCACUCCAAACUGGUCAUGGCAAAUGACUGCCCCUCCCUGAGCCUGGUUCUGCUGGAGGUUUCUUCCUGUUAAAAGGGAGUUUUUCCUUCUCGCUGUCACCAAGUGCUUGCUCAUAGGGGGUUGUUUUGAUUGUUGGGUUUCUUCUGUAUUAUUGUAGCAGUUUUACCUUACAAUAUAAAAUACCUUGCGGCAACUGCUUGUUGUGAUUUGGCUCUAUAGAAAUAAAAUUGAAUUGAACCCAAAGUGCUCUCAAGCAGAUGCAGGUGGAUUAACAAAACCUCAAAGAAUACAUGGAAGGUAAAAACAGCACUAAGAGAGAAAUAUGAAACAGGAAAACUACAUAAUCAUCACAAUAAAGGAACUGAGAACAUCAGAUUGAACUAUAAGUAAUGGCAUAAAUAUAGAAUAGUCUCAUGUAUUACCAUUAUACUUACACAGAGCUAAGCAAUUGAUUUUUCCAUUUUCUUGUAUUUAUCCAGUUCACAGUCAUGGUGGGGCUGGAGCCUGUUGUGGAGUGAGAGGUGGGAUGCACCCUGUACAGGUCACUGGUCUUUCACAGGGCUAAGAGAGACAGACAACCAUUCACACCUACAGCCAAUGUAGAAUUACCAGUUAACCUAACCUAACCUGCAUGUCUUUGGCUUGUGGGAGGAAGCCAGAGUGAUGAAGGGACAUGCAGAUACUGGAGGGUCUCCAGCUGGCUGGUGGAUUUGAACCCAGGACCCUUCUUCUGUGAGGUGACAGUGCUAACCACCACACCGCCGUGUUUCCACAAAUUUCUUAAAAGUAAAUUUGAACUAAAUUUGCUUCUAUCUAUUACACACACACAAAAACACUUGUCUAAAUUUUGCCAUGCUAAAAAUUGUGUUUUUUCCUGCAACACAAGCAAAAUAAUGAUGUAUUUUACUGCAUGAAAAUAUCCCACCCACCUUACACACACACACACACACACACACACACACACACACACACACACACACACACACACACACACACACACACACAAAACCAGUUGCAGCAGAUGGCUGCCUCUCCCUGUGCCUGGUUCUUCUUCCUAUUAAAAGGGAGUUCUUUCUUUCCACUGUCGCCGAGUGUUCAAUCAUAGGGGGUUUCUUUCUCCAGGAUACUGUAGGGUCCUUUAUCUUACAGUAUAUUAUUGUUGUGAAUUGGUGCAAUAUAAAUGAAUAUGAAUUGAAUUGAAUGAAAUAUUGGAAAUAACAUUAGGGAAAAGUCAGGAAAUUUAACUUUCUUUUUUUUUUUUAACCCAGAUGUUUUGAAAAGUCUUGGACUGGAUUUAUAGUGUCUUAUAAAUCGAAUCUAGAUGAUCAAAUUUAAUGGUAAUACAUGAGAGUCACAAACUAAGCAAAUCUGAGUUCAUGAACAGCUGCUGCAACAAAAAAUAUUCAAUGAACUUUCACACUUUAUGCUGCUCUUAAAGGAUUUUUAUAUAUGAAAUGGGAUGAAGUUACAUCUAAAGUAGAGUAGUUGUCAUAAAUUUACAGUAAGCAUAUAUAAGGAAGGAGGGAUUUAGUCACUGUGGACACAAUGAAGCAAGGAAUAAAAUUUGAAAAAUACAAAUCUAAUGUUCAGGGUAUUAAAAAAAAGAGAUUUUGAUAAAGAUUCAGUUUUCAGUUCUCAGAGCCACUACUUGAAGUUACUGCUGGAGUUUGACAUUGCGUGUCUGUGAGGUGCCAGGUCACGGACGGUCACAUGCUCUCACGCUUGAAUACUUUAAAAGCUCCUCUGACUCUCAGGGUUCACACACAGGCCGCCCGGCUCCCCUCUGCGAUGCACUUUAGGGCCUGAAGGGGUCAGUAUAGCUCACAUAAAGAUUCUUCCAGUAUGAUUUAUAGUGUGUUUAUUAUAUUCGAGAAAUGGGUGAUUUUACAGCACAGGGAAUGCACACAGACUCACCUGAAGAGUCUGAAGAGUUCGAGAUUUGAUAUGAACAGCUGGAAACAUUCUUGUGCUUCUCAGUUUAACUGACUGAUGUGGUGUGUUAAUGCUCACUUGUAAGCAAGUAGAUAAUAAUAAUAAUGUUUCAGGGCUACAAAAUGAGCAGUAAAAAACAAUCACCUUUU
Messenger RNA from Archocentrus centrarchus (flier cichlid), 5188 nucleotides. It is a transcript of the gene uckl1a, whose product is annotated as uridine-cytidine kinase 1-like 1a. Gene Ontology annotation, molecular function: kinase activity; ATP binding. The record is from RefSeq and is a predicted model, not a curated record. Bases 21 to 1643 code for a protein of 540 amino acids. NCBI's taxonomy places the organism in Eukaryota, Metazoa, Chordata, Actinopteri, Cichliformes, Cichlidae. The transcript has 15 exons.